Drosophila sulfurigaster albostrigata is the source of this 5910-nucleotide messenger RNA. It is a transcript of the gene Atg17, whose product is annotated as RB1-inducible coiled-coil protein 1. Gene Ontology annotation, cellular component: Atg1/ULK1 kinase complex; extrinsic component of membrane; phagophore assembly site membrane. Gene Ontology annotation, molecular function: molecular adaptor activity; protein kinase binding. Bases 1091 to 5104 code for a protein of 1337 amino acids. The transcript has 5 exons. The record is from RefSeq and is a predicted model, not a curated record. Lineage: Eukaryota; Metazoa; Arthropoda; Insecta; Diptera; Drosophilidae. Gene Ontology annotation, biological process: autophagosome assembly; glycophagy; autophagy of mitochondrion.
UUAUUAAGUCAGAAGAAGAAGGAGGAACUACGAAAGUGCGUUAUUUCAUUUUUAUACCAUUUAAUUUAAUUAGAAAUAUAAGUAACUCAACAAUAUGUGUGUGUGAAAUUUAUAUAAUAAUAAAAACUAACAAAAGCCCCACGGCAAAGCGUGCAAAUGGCAAGAAAAUCGACGUGAAAUUAAACUGCCAGCAACAACAACAGCAACCACACAGCAGCAGCAAACAGCACACCAACAACAACAACAGCAGCAGCAAAGCAGCAGCAACAACAACAACGCAAUUGUGAUAGACAAAGAAAUAGAUUAAGAAGGGGGAGAACAACAACAACACCAACAACAAAAACAGCAAAAAAACCCAAAAAGCAAAAGCACGAAAAACAAAAACAAAACGCAACAUUUAAAUAUUUAAGCAUAUCGCGCGAGUUUAUUUAUUUUGGGCAGCUUUUUACACAUUGAUUGGAUUUGAUUUUGAUACGCAACGAACAAGAAAAUAAGCAAAUACAAGGCAAAACAAAAUUUUGCGAAAAUAAGGGAAAGCAAUGCGAUAAAAAAUAAAUAAGAAAAUACAUAACAUAAAAAGGAAAAGAGAAAAACGCUGGCGUUGACGCCGCGACACAAGAAAAAGGUGCUGAAGGAGUGGAGUGGAGGAACUGGUGUAAGGAAGGAGAAGUGUGAAGAAGGAAGCCAAAGCUGGGGACCAGCAGCUUUUGUUUUGGACUGCGAUUGCGACGACGACAUCGUCGCUGUUGCUGCUGCUGCUGACACACACUCACACGUAAACACAGACACAUAUACACAUAGUCACAGCUGAUGUCAAAUCAUUUGCAGCGUUCGUUCGUGUUCGUGUUCGUGCGCGUUUACAAUUGAUUAAAACCAAAACACACUAACACAAACAAACAGAGACACUGACAGACUCGCCAUUGUGAUUGAAAUUGAUUAAAGAUUACAAGCCUCUCAACGCUAGGUGGCGGCAGCAAGCACACAGUGAGAAGCGAAGCCAUAAGCACUGCCAACACACACACACACACACAUCAACACUUAGUCACACUCUUGGAGUUCGUGGCGGAGGAGCGGAAACAAAGGCAGCUCCAUGAUGCUGUACGUAUUCCAUGUGGACGUCGGUCGCAUGCUCAGCUUCGACAUGACCGUCGCCCUCUCCUCGGUGGAGAACCUCAAGGAGACCAUAUAUCGCCUCCACGGCAUUCCCGCCGCCAGCAUUGUGCUCCUCGUCAGCGGCGGCGAAAUGCUGACACACUCCACACAGGUGUCUUGCUACUCGGCGGGCACCGACACCAAUCCCAUCUACAUGUUUCUCACCGGCGAAGAGCGGCUGGCGCCAACGAUAGCCAGCGGCAGUUCGGGCGAUGCAGCGGACGCCGAGUUGCGUCGCCAGGUGGAGGAGAGCCACAAGCUGUCGGCGGUGCUGGAGACGGUGCGUCAGCGGUCGCAGCUGGCGCAGCAUAUGCGCGAACUGGGACGCAAGGAGGAGCAGCUGUGCGAGCGUCUGGUCCACGAGCAGCAUCUGCAGCAGCAGGGCUGGUCGGCGGUGGUGGCCAACAUGGAGGAUCUGACGAAUGAGUUUGCCGACCGAUUUCACAACUUUUGCCAGGCCUUCGAUCGGCAUCUGCAGCAGCGCGACAGCUACUUGGAGCUGUUGCGCAACUUUGGCGAUGAUCUCACGCAGCUGGCGCGGAUUCCCAUUUUGCCAGCGCUAAUGGCACUGGCCGAGGGCGAUUUCCAUGGCUUCGAUGAGCUGCUGGACAACGAUGGCGAGUUGCCAACUGUUGCGGGCGCAGGCGAGAGCAGCGUGGAGAAAAGCAGCAGCAGCACAUCGCCCAACAAGAAGCUCAAGAUGGGUCACGAUGCCGAACAAGAGGCGGAGACAUCAGAAGAGCCAACACAGACACAAACACAAACACAGACGAGGCAGCAGCAUCAGUUGAAUCUGCUGCAGUGGAUCAGCUCCAAAGGCAACCAUGCGGCACUGCAGCAAAUGUGCGACGAGUGCGUCCAGGGAUUGGAUACGUUCUCCGUGGAGAUCUACGAGAAACUCAAGCUCGAGGUGCAGAACAUCAUCAAGGUGGCCAAGAAGGAUGAUGUCAAGGAGAUCAAAGGCUUGAGUGAUCGUCUCUAUCGCCUCGACGAGUUCAAAUACAAGAUCCAGAAGAUGGUCCAGGACCAGCGGGAGCAGGCGACAGCGUUGCAACAGAACGAGGCACGAGCCCUCAAUUUGCGCGACAAUUCGGUGCUGCCCGAUCUGUGUUUGUCGCAUCGCUCGCAGCUCCAGGUGAUGCUCGACAAUCACAUCAAGAUACGCGAGUAUUGCCGUUGCAUUGCCAACUCGAAGGACGAGCUCGGACGCAAUCUGCACACCCGGCUCGGUCGCGUCGUCUGGAUCGAGAAUGGCAUGAGUGACUUUGACAAUCGGCUGUUGUUCUAUCUGCGGUGCCUGCGACGCGCCGAGCGUCACAUCAACAUCAUCGAACAGAUCCAUCGGGCGCCGAGCACCUACGUGGCCGCUGUCACCGAGGUUGUGCGUCGCAAGAUCUUCUCCGAUCAGUUUCGUCGCUGGGCCUCCCGGCUGUCGGUGGACUUCAAUCGCAUCCAUGGCGAGGAGCUGCAGCGGCGUCAGUUGUUCAAUGCCAGCUUCGAUGGCCACUUUUUGAACAUCCUCUUUCCGGGCAUGGCGGAUAUGCCGCCCACGUUUGCCAACGAGCAUCCCGAGCUCAGCUUCGACACGCGUCUGCCGCAGCUGAGCCAGAGCGACAUCGAGAUGCUGUCCACGCAGCUGCCAGAGCUGGCCACGCAGCUUCAGCUGCCCGAUAUGACGCCUGUGCUGCAGUUCUUCGAAUUCAGUCAGCAGACAUCGGAGCAGCAGCAGGUUCAGGAGAUUGAGGCAGGAGAAGAGCCGCCAGCAACGAAGCAGAGCGUCAGCACCUCCACUUGCCACAGCCUCCAAGUGGAGCAGAUGGCACGCAGCACGGCCACCGAGCAGCUGCUGAUGCUCAGCGCCAGCACGCUGACCGAGGAGAAUGCGGGCAGCGUGGAACGUUUGCGUACGGCGCUGCAGAGUAUGUCCAAGCUGGCGCUGCAGUGUCUGUCGAUGGCGCGCUCGAAUCUGAGCAGUUUGCGGCAGGAGAUGGUCACACACUAUCAGGAUGAGCUGCAGUCGGAGCUGCAGCUGCUGCAGGACAAGUGGCAAGUGCUGCGCAUGCAGUCGGAGCAGCGGCAGCAAGAGCAGCUCGAGGAGCUGCAGCAGUUGCGUGAGCAGCUCAGCACAGCGGAGCAGGAGAAGAUUAGCGCCGUGGCGCAGGCGCGUGAACAGCUCAUUCAUGAGCACAAAACGGAGCUGGAGUCGUUGCGCUGUCGCUUCAAGCUGAUGACCUCCAUGGAGCGUUCGCCGUCGGACAGCAGCCUGGAGAAGCUCGAGCGGCCGACGAGCAGUGCCAGCGUGGCCAGCCUCGAUGUGGAACAACUGUUGGCGCAACAGCGUCAGGAUAUGCUCGCCCAGCGGGAGCGCGCCAUCAGCGAAGCCGUCGAGGCGGAGCGCGCAGUGUGGCAAGCGCGACAGGCGCCUGCUGCGAUGUCGCAACUGAACUCGGAAUCUGUGAUGGCCAAUGUGUCCAUACUGCGGGACAUGCUGGAGGAUAAGGAGCGACAGCUGGACAUGCUGCGCGAGCAGAACAAUCUGCUCAUCCAGGAGAGCUAUCAGCUUAAGACACGCUUGGAUGUGCUCACCAACGAGGAUGGCAGCAGCUGGCUAAAGGAGAAGAUUGACUAUCUGAAUCGCGACAAGUGUCGGCUCGAGGAGGAGCUCAACAUGGAGAAGAGCAAGCGCAUCGAGAUGGAGUCCAGCGUGGCGGCGUUGCGAAGCUCCACUUACGAGCUGGGUGGCGGUACAAUGACGCGUUCUAGGUCGAGUGGCGCCUCGUCCAGUCAUCGCUUUAUUACGCUGGAGAAUUGCGCCAAGGGCGAUCUCGUCUUUGUCGUGUGGAGCAUUCGACACAGUCAGUUUAUGGUGGUGCAGGAUUCCCUGACGCUCUACUUUGUGCACGCCGACAGUUUGGCUGGGCUGCAGCUAACAGCUCCCGCUCCAGUUCCUGCUGUGCCUCCAACUGCGGGCGAUGCUCCGUUGGCUGUUCUGGAGUUGAAUCAAAUACCGCUGCCCUACUAUGCCAUUGGGCGCGUCAUCGACAAGGAAUAUUGUCAGGCACGCAAGGAUGAGAACCGCUAUCGGGUCAGCAAGGGAUCCAAGUUCUAUCGUAUCAAGCUGGCGCCUUUGGUGUCGCGCAAUCCACUGCGUCGCGAGCGUUUGGAAUCAAGCGGUUCGGUGGCCGGCUUUAUUAGUCGCUCGCAGUUGACGACGGCUGUGCGCGAUGCGGUGGACGCUUCAAUGGUGUCGAUGUCGGGAACGAGCCUGAGUGGCAGCAGCGUCUAUCAGAGCUUCAAGGAGCGGACGGUGAGCAUUAGCAGCGUCAACGAGGAGGAGGAUGAGUCGACGUCAUUGAUAAGCGAGCGUUGUCGCUACAUCAGCGUCAGCGAGGAGGAUGAACUGUUGGCGCUUGCCGCUGGCAGUGACAGCACAGCAACAAUCACAUCAACAACGGCAGCGGCAGCAGCAACAACAACAGCAACAACAACAACAGCGACAACAAUAACAGAAGCAGCAGCAACGGCGGCAACUCAAGCACAGUCUGUGAUAACAGAGCAGCCAACAUCCAGAAAACUGCAGUUGGAUUUACUGAAGCUGGAUCUACUGAAGUUGGCCUCUGCUGAUAUAAUAAUACAACCCUUAACACAACAACAACAACAACCAGAACGAAAGGAGGAACAAAAGGAGAAGUUAAAAGAGGAGGAUGAAUCACAGUCGGAAACUGUGGCGGAUGCAACCACAACAACCACAACGAUGACCACAAAUGAACCCAAUCCUCAAUCGGAACUGGCCGAUGAUCAGCCAGAUAAUGUUGCAACAACAGCAACAGCAGCCACAAGUGUUGCUGUCGUGGAGGCAACAACAACAACAACGGCAACAAUAAGCGAGGACUCCGAUGAGUAUCGCUCGCUGGAGGCCAAGGAUGAAGCUGAUUUUCCCAUUUCCGAAUAGUGUACGAGAAUCGCAAGAGUUAUGAUAUAUCUAGCUAUAUAUUAUUAAUAAGCUAUAGCUAUGACUACAGCUAUAGCGAUGUGCUGGAUCGUGUUUUUCUAGGCUAACACUCUUACUAUUUAUAUAGGACCGACCGAUCGACGAUCCCCCCCCAGAGAGAAUCCACGCAUAACCCUCUUCCCCAUUAUAACAAAUAAGCCACAGAAGAGCCGACUCACACACACACACAAACAAACAAACACAUACCACCACAUACACACAUACACAUGCGUACAGCACAUUAAGAUGAAAGUUAUAUACUUAAAUAAUUUAAUGUUUACAAAUUCAGCGAAGAAUGCAAGUGAAAAGAAGAAGAAAAAAAACAACAAAAACAAACAAAAAAAAACAAAGAAACUAACGGCUAACGUUCUAAUUGUAGUUUGUCUAUAGUCUUUACAUCUACUAUAAUGUACUAUAAUCUUAUCAACAGAUCUGUAAAUGAGUUCGACAAAAGUCCCACACUCCAACACAUACACAUACACACUUUACACACACAAACAAAACAAAACAAUUUUUAUUUCAAAUAAAAAUUACCACAAAAUAUGAAAUAAUCAAAUUAACUAAUUAGUUUUUUUGUUCAAAAAGCAAAGAAAAAACAAAAUCAAAAAAAAGAAAAAAUACAAUACAAAACAAAACGCAAGUAAAAAUAAAUAUUUUGAAAUUCCCUUUUAACUUUUUAGUGCCAAGAAAAUUGUUUUGCAAUUCUUAUUAAUUUCCCUAGCAAGUAAAUACCAAAUAAAAAUUAAUAUUACAAAUAUACAAACACA